GGUCUUUAUGAAGCUCUAGCCCAGUUGUGGCAGUUCAGGCACUUGCACGGUUCGGGCUGUGCACUAAAAGUACACGGAUGGACGGCCUGUGGCCUGCCCGCGCAGGUUUGGCUGCGCCGUGACCAAGCACAUGGGCUAGUGAAACUCUGGGCCUCGGUGUCUUCAUUUAUACAGCGGGGAGGUUGGACGGAGCACUCUUUAACGUGGCACUCUGUGUUUGAUGGCGGAUCAGACCGAUAAAGGAAGUUGGACAGUUAAGGGUCAGAUCUACCCAAUGGUGCGGAAAGCCGGGGAUUUUGCUAAAAGUGAAACGUGGGAAGAAUGUGCUCAAAGGGAAACCUGGGAAGAAGCAGCUCUUCGCUUGAAAAAUGUUCGCUUUGCCUCAGUCGUGAAUUCCUUUGAUGAGAAAGAAAAUUACCAUUAUGUGACAAUACUAAUGAAAGGGGAAGUGGACAUGACUUAUGAUUCAGAACCAAAGAACACAGAGCCUGAAAAAAAUGAAAGUUGGGAAUGGGUUCCCUGGGAAGAAUUUCCUCCACUGGCCCAGCUUUUCUGCGCACUGCGGUGUUUAAAGGAACAAGGCUACAAUCCAUUUAAAGAAGAUUUAGAUCACCUGGUAGCAUACAAAGGUCAUCAUCUCUAGGGGAAGAAGAAGAUAACCUGAUAUACUUUGAAAAAACAAAAUAAGGUUCUGUGAGAGAAUGAAAAAUACCUACAUUUCAGAACAACUCCAUCUUACGUAAAAAUUUCUAUAUGCUUGCCAGUUGAUUUGCCGCCUUUUAAUAUACCCACCACCCUUUCAGCCAGUACUUAUGAAAAAUUUGCUGGCAUGAUGUCAUCAAUUGCAUUUCAGACUCAGAAAAUGUGAUGAAUGGUGAUAUUGUGGCAAUUCUGCUUUCUGUAUUUUUCUGUGAUAUUUACUGUGCAGUUUGUCAUUACCAGCCUGCCUGGCAUGGAGGGCUAUAGAAUUUGCCCUAGUGUUUCUGUUCAAAUAAAGAUCCUAAUUCAGAUGCUAA
Prionailurus viverrinus (fishing cat) is the source of this 1016-nucleotide messenger RNA. RefSeq names its product nudix hydrolase 15 (gene NUDT15). The transcript has 3 exons. Gene Ontology annotation, cellular component: cytosol. Gene Ontology annotation, molecular function: 8-oxo-7,8-dihydrodeoxyguanosine triphosphate pyrophosphatase activity. The coding region runs from base 221 to 643 and encodes 140 amino acids. The record is from RefSeq and is a predicted model, not a curated record. Lineage: Eukaryota; Metazoa; Chordata; Mammalia; Carnivora; Felidae. Gene Ontology annotation, biological process: dGTP catabolic process.